AUGCCGUCUGAUCAGAGCACCUGGCUCGUCGCUGUACCCGCCGACGGUGACGCUGAGGGAGUGCCCCAGGAACUCGCCGCGAAGCUCGCGACCAACUCUAGGUCACCCGCCGCAUCCCUCGGAUACCUUCCCGUACCUGCCUUCAAGACAGGAACUCUCGACUCCCUCAUCACCCUUUCGGAGGAGCUCCCAAAGCACGAUGUCUUUUUCACAGCAACAGUGGCCAAGACCGUUGAUACCCUUCGCAACCUCCUCAACAAUGACCCCGCAAAGCUGGCACAGCACGUACAAGUUAACGAAUCUAGUGUCGACUCCUACCUCCUCUCUGGCUGGCGUUGGAAUGAAGGCAGAUACGGAGUGCAGAGGGCACUCAGAGACAUGGUAGACGUCCUGAACAAGGAGGUGACAUCAAUAGACAACGUCAUGAAGAAUAAACUCAACAACUAUAACUUAGCCAAAGGCUCCCUAGUACAGAUGCAGCGGAAGAAGACCGGUAAUUUAUCUGUUCGCUCGCUCGCUGAUCUCAUUCGUAAAGAGCACUUUAUCGAGAACUCAGACUAUAUGCAGACCCUCAUCGUCGCUGUGCCGAAGAACCUGGUCAAGGAUUGGAACUUGAAAUACGAACAGCUUACGCCAAUGGUUGUCCCCAGGUCUUCAAUGCUCAUUGCGUCAGACGACGAAUAUUCCUUAUUCUCUGUAGUCGUCUUCAAGAAAGUCCAUGAUGAGUUUUUGCAUAAAUGUCGUGAGAAUAAGUUUGUUGUGCGCGACUUUGUCUACUCUGAUGAUCUCGUGGACAAACAGCGAGAAGAGCUCGAUAACGCAGAUCAGAUCGAGAAGGAGCUCUGGACAGAACUUCUCCAACUCUCACGAACAAACUUCUCUGAGGCAUUCCAGCUUCUCGUGCAUCUCAAGGUUCUGCGCCUUUUUGUUGAAAGCGUGUUGCGGUAUGGGUUACCGGCCAGCUACACAGGGUUGUUUAUCAGGCCGGAACCUAAAGCGACGAAACGAACACUAUCAGCGUUGCAAAUGCAGUUCGCCUACCUCUCUCGCCGCUCAAAUCCGAGCAAGAAAUCCACGAAAGCUAGCGGAGGGGCUGGAGAUGAUUUUGUGGGCGAGUACCAAACGCUACUGGAGCAGGAGUACUUCGAUUUUGUGUUGUUUGAAGUACCGUGGAUUGUGUUGUAG
Molecule: messenger RNA, 1185 nt
Organism: Fibroporia radiculosa
Lineage: Eukaryota; Fungi; Basidiomycota; Agaricomycetes; Polyporales; Fibroporiaceae
Exons: 9
Coding region: 1-1185 (394 amino acids)
Biological process (GO): proton transmembrane transport
Cellular component (GO): vacuolar proton-transporting V-type ATPase, V1 domain
Molecular function (GO): proton-transporting ATPase activity, rotational mechanism
Source: RefSeq, a predicted model, not a curated record